Labeo rohita (rohu) is the source of this 4706-nucleotide messenger RNA. It is a transcript of the gene nedd9, whose product is annotated as neural precursor cell expressed, developmentally down-regulated 9. Gene Ontology annotation, biological process: cell migration; cell surface receptor protein tyrosine kinase signaling pathway. Gene Ontology annotation, cellular component: cytoplasm; plasma membrane. Gene Ontology annotation, molecular function: protein binding. Bases 209 to 2599 code for a protein of 796 amino acids. The record is from RefSeq and is a predicted model, not a curated record. The transcript is spliced from 7 exons. NCBI's taxonomy places the organism in Eukaryota, Metazoa, Chordata, Actinopteri, Cypriniformes, Cyprinidae.
GCGCUCCUCCCGCCAGCUCUCAGAUUGACUACAGACCCUCGAGCCCGCAGCACAUAUACCGUUAUCAUUCAGUUUUUGCGAUACACAGUGAAAAAUGGGCAAAAUACGCGUCUAGCCUCGUUUAAACGCUAUAAGAAGAGCGUCUUCUAGCCUUGAACACGGAUUUUGUUUCUUACUGGAGUUACUGAAGAGUGGAGGACGCGCAAAGAUGAAGUACAAAAAUCUAAUGGCUAAAGCGCUAUACGACAACGUUCCGGAAUCCCCAGAAGAGCUGGCGUUCCGGAAAGGCGAUAUCCUGACCGUUAUCGAGCAGAACACUGGCGGCCUAGAGGGAUGGUGGCUCUGUUCGCUUCACGGCCGUCAGGGCAUCGCACCUGGCAACCGCCUCAAACUGCUUAUCGGACCAAUGUUUGAAGGACAGAUGCCUGCAUCCCCUUCCCCACCACAGGGUCACGGCCUCCAGCAGAGGCCGCUCACACCUCAGGGUGUGUACCAGGUGCCACCUUCCCACCAGAGCCCACAGGGACAGGGCAUCUACCAGAUCCCUCCAUCCAAAGACCUGUACCAGGUUCCACAGAGAAGCGCACUGAAAGCAGAUGGCACUCCCAGCAAGGUGGUGACCCCAAUCCGCGUAGGGCAAACGUACGCUUACAGUCCUGCAUCUGAUUCAUCUCAAGACCUCUACGAUGUUCCUCCAGUUCGUCCACAGGGGGUGUACGAUAUUCCGGCAAACAAACAAACUGGACAGCACAGCAUUCCCAGAUCCCAGGGCCUCUACGACACCCCUCCUUCCCAACCUGCGAUCAAAGACCUGCGAUCAAAAGGACUGUAUGACAUACCACCAACAUCACAAGGGGUGUACUCCACGCCACCUAGUCAGAAUAACACUGCACAAGACGAAGGGAAUUAUGACUUCCCACAGCCUUCGAGGCACAAGCAAGAAGGCAUAUAUGAUGUUCCACCACCGUCGCUCUCCAAAGCUUCUCCAUGCUCCAACUACGACUUCCCGCCUAGCUCUGAGCCGAUGUCCCGAAGGGGCAUGAACGACAGCGCUGGCAUCUAUGACGUUCCUGCCAGCCAACUCGCCGCAGGCGGAUCUCAGGACUUGUACGAUAUUCCACGUGGAAUGCCGCAGAACCGGCACGCUUCCUCUGAAAGAGACAGGAAUAAAUCCGUUUACGAUAUUCCACCAGGAGACACUCGGUUACUCGGUGAUGUGACUGAAGGAGUCAACCGAUUGUCGUUUUCCAGCACUGGAAGCACUCGCAGCAGUAUGUCGACGUCCUCUUCUUCCGCCGGAUCGCCCGCUGAGGGCCGUCUAGCGUUAGAUCUAGACUCUGCAGUCCAAAGGUUGAGUCGCCUCCAACAAGGUCUGGAGUCUUCGGUUUGCACACUGCAAACUCUUGCAGCGUCACCUCACUGGAGAAUGUACAGUUUUAUGGAGCGUCACGCCAAUGAGGUUCGUGUUUCAUUUGAGCGUGUCAAGUGUACACUUGCGGAGUUUCUCGUAUUCGGCCGUGGGACGGCUGCGAAUGCCACAACGUUGUCCGAUCCAGGAUUGCACUCCAAGUUGCGACGCCAGUUGCAACGACUGGAAGAUUCCUAUCAGAUUCUUCAACAAACAUACCAAACUCUUGAAAACAAUAGCUGGGCGCUUAAUAUCCUAGCAACAGGCGCAAAGCAUCAUAACAAGAGUGACGAACUGGAACGUUUUGUAAUGGUGUCGCGGACGGUGCCUGACGAUGCCAAGCAGCUGGCUUCAACAAUAGGGGGCAGCGCAGAGUUGCUUUUCCGCAGAGCACCAAUAGAAGGCAUCGUUCACCCCUUUACUUGCACCCCAACAGAGGAAAACAGCUACGGAGGCCAGACCAAACCUUUCCCCGUAUCACACGACAAAGCAAACAUGAACAGCGAGAAAUGCGUUAAAAGCUGGAUGGAAGACUAUGACUACGUCCACCUACAGGGGAAAGAUGAAUUCGAACGACAACAGAAGGAACUUUUAGAAAAAGAGAACAUCACCAAACAGAGCAAAGUCCAACUCGGACAAGAACAGCUGAACCAGUUCAAACAGCUCGAACAGGAAGUGAUCAAACCCGUAGAGAACGACAUCACCAAAUGGAUCUCCCACCAACAUUCAACAGGCUCCUCCUCAGACUCCUCCUCUAAUUUCUCUAUGGGAGGCGGAGCUCCGUCGUGUUUGCGCGAUCGCCAACUGUUGGGCUUUUAUGCGGACCAAUGCGAACAGCACUUUGUGACUCUGCUGAAUGCAGUAGACGCUUUUUUCGGCUGCGUAAAGGCCGGGCAACCUCCACGAAUCUUUGUUGCGCAUGGCAAAUUCGUCAUUCUCAGCGCCCACAAGCUUGUGUUUAUCGGGGACACGCUGUCGAGACAAGCCUCGGUGGCCGAAGUGGCAAAUCGAGUCAUGAACUUAAGCAACAUGCUGUGUGAAAUGCUAAAGACAGUCGUAGGAGCCACCAAAAUAGCGGCCCUUCACUAUCCCAACACGGCCGCCGUACAGGAAAUGGUAGAUCGUGUGACGGACCUCUCGCACUUGGCACAACAAUUUAAAGUGCAGCUCUCGCAGAUGGCGGGAUUGUGAUAUCAUCAGCGUGAUGUCACUAGCUUCUAAACAAAGACUGUCGUUUUAACAUUUAUAUUUAUACUCAUGUAGAUGCAUCACUGAAAUUUGUCUUCUGUAAAUAGUCAUGUGUACAUAUUUGGCUCUAUAUUUUGUGUAGAUUUGUUUUAUAUAAUAAUAAUGGUAAUAAUAUUAACUGUAUGAAUAGAAAUGAUUCAGACUUGCAUUUGUAGAGUGACCGUUAACAUUCCUGAUCGUUUUGUGUAUUAGGCACCUUACAAGUUGUCCUUAACUGCUAAUUAUUGUGUAUUGCCAAAUGCCAGAACAUAAAAAAAUGGAAAUAGUUUGUUUUGUAAACGUGCUGUAUUGUGUGAUACACACUCUGCCGAGAGAACAGUAUGAACAAAGUUAAAGAUUUCUCUGUGUUUGCUAUAGAAAUUGUUUUGCUUGUUCCUGUUUGAUUUUUUUUUUUUUUUUUUGGUAGGUGAAUCUCAUAAAAACUGUCAAAAAUGUGCUCUGGGUCAUAUUUCACCCCAAAAUCAAAGAGAAAUGAUAUUUUGUUGAUGCUUGCUUUAGAAUCAUUAAUAUUUUCUGCAUUGUGGCAAAUAAUUAAUGAAGUUAAAUACUUCCUCCCCUGUUUUUAUUUCUAUAAUGAGAGGGAAAAGUGUUUUUUCCAUUACUGUAUUGUAGAAAUAAAUAAAUAAAGGUACAAUAUAUGCAAAAUAUACAAUAUACACUACCAGUCAAAAGUUUUUGAACAGUAAGAUUUUUGAUGUUUUAUUUAAAGAAGUCUUUCUGCUCACCAAGCUUGCAUUUAUUACUGCAUCCAAAGCAGUAAUAUUGUGAAAUAUUUUUACUAUUUAAAAUAACUGUUUUCUAUAUCAAUAUAUUGUAAAAUGUAAUUUAUUCCUGUGAUCAAAGCUACAUUUUCAGCAUCAUUACUCCAGUCUUCAGUGUCACAUGAUCCAUCAGAAAUCAUUCUAAUAAGCUGAUUUGCUGUUCAAGAAACAUUUAUUAUUAUUAUUAUUAAUAUCAAUAUUUAAAACAGUGGACUACAUUGUUUUCAGAAGUCUUUGAUUUACAGAAAGAUCCAAAGAUCAGCAUUCACCUGAAAUGAAAAGCUUUUUUAACAUUACACACUACACCAUUCAAAAACUUGCAGUCAGUAUAUUUUAUAUAUAUAUAUAUAUAUAUAUAUAUAUAUAUAUAUAUAUUAUUAUAGAAAUUAAUACUUUUAUUUAGCAAGGAUGCUUUAAAUUGAUCAUGAUCAAAAAUGAUGAUAAAGACAUUUAUAAUAUUAAAAAUGUUUUCUAUUCACUGAAGAAGCCUGAAUAAAUUCUUCUCAGCUGUUUUCAACGCCAUAAUAAUAAUAAUAAUAAUAAUAAUAAUAAUAAUAAUAAAUGUUAUUAUUAUUAUGUGAGCAGCAAAUCAGCAUAUUAGAAUGAUUUCUGAAGGAUCAUGUGACUGGAGUGACUAAUAUGAUGCUAAAAAUUCAGCUUUGAAGUCACAGGAAUAAAUUACAUUUUAAAGUAUAUUCAAAUAAAAAAAAAAAAAACAGUUCCUGUAAAUUGUAAAAUAUUUCUGAAUUUUACCAUUUUUGCUGUCCUUUGGAUCAAAUAAACGCAGGCUUGGAGAGCAGGAGACUUCUUUAAAAAAACAUAAAACUGGUAGUUGUUUAAGCAUAAUAAUGAUUUAUUAAUUUUUUGUUGUUUAAGCAUAAAAUAUGUAAAAUAUAUUAAUUAUAUAUGAAAAUACAGUAUUUUAUUAAACUGAAAUUUUUAAAAUUGUGUUUUUAAUGAAAUGUCACAAUGCAUAAUAAUAUAUAUAUAUAUAUAUAUAUAUAUAAUAAAUGCAGCUAAAAAUCAAUUCAUACUUUUUCAUUCUGGUUUUGUGGUGAAAUCUGACCUAAACAUGUUUUCAUAAGAUUCAUUCUGCUAACGCAGCAUGGCUAAUGAACCAUGUUAAGCAAAUGUGAAAUCUGGCAGAAGCGAGGAAGCAGUUUUCCCAAGAGCUUUCACCCCUCCAUUAGCAUAACUCAGUGUCUCACCGAUCCAUAAUUCCCAAAGUAUUAUCAGAUGAUCCAAUUGGACAGAUAUAAUCUGAUUAAAAAAAAAAAAAAAAGACCUUA